This is a messenger RNA of Bursaphelenchus xylophilus (pine wood nematode), 2271 nucleotides long. The record is from the annotation of a GenBank genome assembly. Lineage: Eukaryota; Metazoa; Nematoda; Chromadorea; Rhabditida; Aphelenchoididae.
AUGAAAAGGGCGAUUGCGCAGUACCUAGCUCGACAAAACUCGGCUGGGUUUUUUGUGCCGGCUACUGCCUUGCCCGUCUUCUUCGCCUUCGACCCCUGCACUUCCGAAGCACCCACAGGGGCGGCGUCGCGCCGGAAUCUCAGUCGCGCACUCAGGAUCCCCUUGAUCUCGUGCCCAACUCUUUUUUGCUCACCUCUCCUCCCGCCCCCAAUUGGUUCAGCCGACUGGCUCCCACUCUGCCCUUUCACCUGACCCUUCACGUAUCAUUCAUCCCUCGACAUAUCCGUCUUUUCCUUGGGGCCUCACCAACAUCCUCUCCACUGGUUUAGCCCCUCAUCCUCUCAACUUGAUGGUCGCUGUUUCAGCCCAGAUCGAAGUCAUCCCCUGCAAAGUGUGCGGAGACAAAUCAUCGGGAGUCCAUUAUGGGGUCAUCACCUGUGAAGGUUGCAAGGUUGGCCACUGACCCCCUGACCUAACUCUUUUUUGCAGGGAUUCUUCCGAAGAAGUCAGAAUACUCCCGUCUCUUAUCAGUGCCCUCGACAGAAGAACUGCAUUGUGGAUCGGGUAAACCGAAAUCGAUGUCAAUAUUGUCGGCUUAAGAAAUGCAUGGAACUUGGGAUGUCUCGAGAGGCAGUCAAGUUUGGCCGAAUGUCCAAGAAACAGCGUGAAAAGGUGGAAGAUGAGGUGAGUUGAGACGAUGUUUACUUCACAAAUUAUCUGCAACAACAUGUAUAAUCCAAUGUUUUAGGCCAGGAUGUGUCGAGAACGAGCAGUUUACCAGAAUUCACCGGUCCCCUACCAGUAUGAGUACAAAUACUCUCCCAACCAGAUGUAUGUGUCCUCCCAAACCGUCUCUACCACCCAAUCGAUUCCUACCUAUGACAUGUACCAUCACUCUUCUCCAGGCGGAUAUCCCCCCAGUUCAAGUAUAAACGGGAUCCCCCAACCGAACACCCCCAUGCCCAUGGCCUACGCUCAGCAGCCUCAUCAUGGUCUAGCACCCGCUGAACCCUAUAGAUAUCAAGCAAAUGCCUUACCUGGUUAUCCAGUAGUUCAAAUGGGUCAGCUUCCACCCUCAGAUCCCUACGUUUCUGAAUAUAAGACCGAAUACGAUAUUCCUCACAGCGAAGUUUCAACGACAUUCGACGAAGGGAUGGUUGACAUCAUCGUCUCUGCUUACGACAAUGUUCACACGCAUUAUAGAAACGGCAAUGAUAAUGAUGAGAACAUAUCGGUUAUUGCAAAGCAAGAGAUGUUCAUGAAUCUCGUAAGUUUGACAUUGGGCGAAUAAAAUUUGCGCAAUUCUGAAGUCGUCACAUCUCCGGAAUUUGAUCCGCUGCGGGACUCCGGAAAGUGACGACUCCGAAAUUCAGAGCAAAUGGUUCAUAAAUUUCUGUUUUCACUGGUUUAAAUUCUUGUGUAUUUUGCGGCCUAUACUAUAGGUAUCUCGAAAGAAAAUGUAAAAGAAGUUAUAUUGUAAAUUGUUUUUUUUUUGGAUUACACUUUGUAUAUGCCUCAAAAUAUGCAACAAUUUAAAGUAGGGAGGGGAACAGAAAUUUAUAAGCAUUUGCUCUGAAUUCCUGGGUUUUCACAAUUCCUGAGUUGCGCGGUUGGCCAAAUUCUGCAAAUGUCGUAACAGGAAAUUUACCACAAAAUUCUCUUCAGGAUCGAACAAAGGGAUGGAAAAUGUUUGCUGACGAAAUAACACGAGUCAUCACAUCAGUCAUCGAAUUCGCUAAAUCCAUCCACAAUUUCACUUUAAUAGACCAAAGCACCCAAAUCGAAAUCUUGAAGAAUGUAGCCUUUGAGGUGGCGGUGGUUAUGGCCCCUCAUUUGAUGGAGUUGGACAACAAUGGAACCAUCAUAAUCGGCGAUGUUCGACUCCCUCUCAGUUAUUUUGCUUGCAUCGAUGACAUGGAUUACAACUUUGGAUUGAGUUUAAUCCACCAUCUCCAAGAAUUAGCACUGUUCAACCUGACCAACCAAGAAGUCGCUCUCCUGAGUGCUGCCAUUUUGAUGCAAUCAGCUGAUUGUCAACAUGAAUUUGUGGAAAAGUUGAAGGAGCAUUUGAAACAACACAUCUCGACUCGUGCUGUCAUUGAGGAGAACACUGGCGACAUGUUUGGACGCCUUUGGAAUUUUGUAUCUCAAAUUGGAAAUUUGAAACGACAACACAGUGAAUGCCUCCAUCGCUUUCUGAACCAGAACCAGGCAUUCUACGAGGAGUUGCCACCUCUGUACAAAGAAUUGUUUUGGGGAACUUCGGUCUAG